UUCGUCGACUAUUCGGAGUACGUGUUGUGGGUAUCGGUGGCUGUGUAUGGGGUCGGUGUCGGACCCUUCAUCGGACCCGUGUAUCAGUUACUGGCUCAGGUCACCCAGGUUACCAAUAUGAUCGGGGUGAUUAUGACGUUUAGUCGUAAUUUAAUGGAGAAUCUCUUAACGCAAGAGAAGGCAAUGAUUGAGUCGUUGAGUGAAUAUUUGGUGUCCGAAGAGGUCCUCAAUUCACGCUUAAGACGAUUGACAGACAACUCAUUGAGUUUGAACUCAAUUGCACUGAAAGGGGACACCGAUGGCUCACUUUUAGGACAUCCACUCGACGUAUAUCUCCUCAUCAGACGAAUGUCUAUCGACUGGAAAGAAGUGAACGAUUUGUUAAGAACCAAAAGCCAGCGCUUAAGUGAUGUCCAAAUGAGACAAAUCGGUGGUCACUCUAACCAUACAAAUGCACUCAAUGUCACGUUUGACUUCCAGUGUGUGGGCAGUAGUCAUAAGAUUAUCACUAAUCAGGAGCUAAAAGACGCCGCGUUUGGAGUGAUAAGUCUCGUCAAUACUUAUGAGUUGGAUAUCAAGUCAAUAGCGAAUGGAUUCAUUAGAUCUAAGACCAGUUCCGGUGCUGAAGUGUCUUCACAUGAAAAUCAAUCCAAAGUUGCUUUAAAUGCUUUCGAUUGCUAUUUGAUUGGAAAACAAACGUUUGAUAACAAGGAGUACUCGAAUGCAAAGCAAUGGCUGACAGAAGCGGUCGACAGAUUGGAUGACAUGACCAGCGAUGAGAUAAUUUCAGACAUUUUCAAUUACCUGUUGUUUUGUGAACUGAAAGUUCGAAAACCAAGUGAAGCCCAAAAAUAUAAGAGAUGGUCGGCCGCUAUAAAGCCUGACAUCGAGACAAAUGGGUUGAAAUCGGAGAUGAAAGUGGUGCAUGACACAAAUGGCACCACUCCUCGUCUCUAA
This is a messenger RNA of Oppiella nova, 957 nucleotides long. NCBI's taxonomy places the organism in Eukaryota, Metazoa, Arthropoda, Arachnida, Sarcoptiformes, Oppiidae. The record is from the annotation of a GenBank genome assembly.